Messenger RNA from Trichomonas vaginalis G3, 903 nucleotides. Its product is annotated as STKc CDK like domain-containing protein. Gene Ontology annotation, biological process: regulation of G2/M transition of mitotic cell cycle; regulation of gene expression; G1/S transition of mitotic cell cycle. The transcript has a single exon. Gene Ontology annotation, cellular component: cyclin-dependent protein kinase holoenzyme complex; nucleus; cytoplasm. The record is from RefSeq and is a predicted model, not a curated record. Gene Ontology annotation, molecular function: cyclin-dependent protein serine/threonine kinase activity; cyclin binding; ATP binding. Lineage: Eukaryota; Parabasalia; Trichomonadida; Trichomonadidae. The coding region runs from base 1 to 903 and encodes 300 amino acids.
AUGGACGAAGCGAAAAGAUACACUAAACUAGAGAAAUUAGGUGAAGGAGGUUUCGGAUCAGUUUAUAGAGCAAAAGAUGAAGUUAAUAACAACAUUGUUUCAAUGAAAGUGAUUCCUUUGGACAUGGAGAUUGAUGGAAUUACAUCUUCAUGUUUACGUGAAAUAUCAGCAAUGAAAGCAUUCGAUCACCCGAAUAUAGUUAAAUGCUUAAAUACAAUCGUUACUUCCGAAAAAGCAGUAAUCAUUUCCGAAUUCAUGGAAAUGUCUCUAAGAAAGUUCCUAUGCAUGAAAUCACCAAUGGAUCCAGAAUUAGUUAGAUCAUAUUCAUAUCAAAUGCUAUGCGGAAUUGCUUAUAUGCAUUCUCAUCACUAUUUACAUCGCGAUAUCAAACCAGAAAAUUUACUAAUCAAUCGAACAGGAAUGUUAAAAAUAGCAGAUUUUAGUUUAGCGCGCUCAUUCGGUAUACCAUUAACUCAAAUGACCCCGAAUGUUACAACAUUAUGGUAUCGACCACCUGAAAUUGUUUUAGGUUCUACAUUCUACGAUAUUGGAAUUGACUCAUGGAGCGCUGGAUGCGUUAUCGCUGAAAUGAUCAAGAAAUCUCCUUUAUUCGUUGGAGAUAGUGAUUUAGAUCAAGCAUUUGGAAUUUUCAAGAUUUUAGGAACUCCUGAAGAAUAUUGGCCAGAAAAUGCAGUGAUAUCAGCUGAUGUAUUUCCAGAAAUGGAAAAGAAAGACCUAGGUGGGGUUCUUAACAUUCAAGAUCCGGAUUUAAUAGACUUAAUUACCAAAUUAUUAUCAAUUGAUCCAAACAAGCGUUUAACUGCUCGUGACGCAUUAGAUCAUCCUUAUUUCAGCAAGAUUUCACCUCAAUUGGCUGAUUUCUGUCGUCCUUCUUUCGAUUAA